Messenger RNA from Pecten maximus, 831 nucleotides. RefSeq lists its product as uncharacterized. The coding region runs from base 148 to 648 and encodes 166 amino acids. Gene Ontology annotation, molecular function: DNA-binding transcription factor activity. The transcript has 3 exons. The record is from RefSeq and is a predicted model, not a curated record. Lineage: Eukaryota; Metazoa; Mollusca; Bivalvia; Pectinida; Pectinidae.
UACAAUGUGUAGGCCUAUACAUUGUUCAUUGGCCAGUAUGUUGUUUAUCUGUUGACUAAUUAAUUGAUUUGGAACUGUUACUUGUAAUUGUGCACAAUAACAUAUGCAACUUACAGUUAUCUAAAUGACUGUAAGUGGUGUGUGACAAUGGCCGAUGAAUACCCAUGGCAGACCUAUUUCGAAGGAUUUAGUGAUGCAUAUCAUGGUUAUGUGUAUGAGAUAGACGACACAAUAGAUGUAAUAAGAGAGUUUUCUUAUGCCACAUCUUCAUCAUAUGCAGUGACAAGAUGCACAAAGAAUUUUGGUUCAUUCAAUCCAGGGGGUGAUCAUAAAGAAGAUCAUUUUAUCCGGUUUACUGAUGACAACAAACUCAUUCACGCCAAAAGACUUUCUCCUGAUGGGAUUCCGUUCAUGAAUGUUGGCCUGAAAUUAUUUGAAUGUCAUCAAGGACCAUCACAUAGAAAGUCGUCAGCCAAGAGUUCCAAACAAACUGAUGCAGAACAUGGGUAUAGCCAAAUACCAAGCAAGCGCAGGCUUACGGGAACGAAGAAAAGAGGAUGUCCAGCAUCAAUCCUGUUACGGGAAAUUAUUUUCUUUCCAGAGUACAAGGUAUCUAGUUCUACUAGCCCCUAUCACAUAACAAAUUAAACUUUCUUAUUCUUGAUUUCAAACACUUAAGAUAUUUAUCAACAAUUUGACUUUUUUUUGUAAAUCAGUAAAUUCAGAACACAUUUAGACUUAUUAGUUUUGCAUAUCAAGUACAUUGACUAAUGUAUUUAAUGAUCUUCUAUUUUAGGUUAAUUCGUUUUUCAAUGUUAUAAUCAUUAUACA